ACAAAGCUUGGACAUUCGCAUUCCACAAAGUAUCCGGCAGAACAAAAUUUUCGAUUUGAUUUAUUUCUAGCUUUUAUUUUUUCUUUAUAAUAUCCAAGAAUAAUAAAAAAAAACUUUGACAACUUACCAUCUAGAUUUUCACUAUUCAUUUUCAUUAUUAUUUUUAUUAUUUCAUUUUCAUUAUUAUUUUCAUUAUAGUUUUAUUUAUUCCCAUUAUUGAACAUGGAUUACAGUUCGAAAGGUUUAUUUUAGUUGAAAACUUCAACGGUAUACAAAAUCUCAAAACACGUGCGUGUGCCUCCAGGCUUUUCCGCAAACUCCUGCUAAAUGCGCACCCAAUGCAUUUUGGUAUUACGCAACAUACGUCAUAUUUGAAUGACGUAAUUUUUAAUAAUAAUUUAAAUUUAAACCACGGAAUCGCAUUUUGGAUAAAGCAUCUUCCGAGUUUAGCAUUCAUAAAAACAAAAAACAUGGCGGAGGCAAGCACUAAGGAUGAGCAAAAAAUAUCUGCUGAGGAAGUUUGUACAGAUGAUAGCAACAAAAUCAAUAGGCGUGUCUCUCUAGAUUUACAUACACAUUUCGUUGAUGCCCAUCCAGAAUGUUCUGUUUGUCUACAACCUUGUUUACAUCCUGUCAAACUUCCAUGUUCUCACAUCUUUUGUUUCCUCUGUGUAAAAGGAUUCGCAUACAGGAGUCGACGAUGUGCAUUGUGUCGAAGAGAAGUGUCAUUAGAAUAUUUUGAGAAACCUGUUGUUGUAAAAGUUCGUCAAAAGCAGGAUGAAGAUUCUGGAAAUCCUGAAAGUUCAUGCCAUUCUAAAGAAUCUUACAAUUGGUUUUAUGAAGGUCGUAACGGUUGGUGGCAGUAUGAUGAACGGGCAUCUUCUAUAUUGGAAGAAGCUUUUAAAUCUGAGUCAAGAUCAUGCGAUUUAAUUAUCGCCGGCUUCUUGUAUCUUGUAGACUUCAGUAAUAUGAUUCAGUUUCGAAAGACAAACCCAGCUAGAUGUAGACGAGUUAAGCGAGAUAAGGUAAACGCAGACAAGAAAGGUAUAGCUGGGUUAAAAUUAAAAGCAAGACCAACGAAGCAAAUAUGUAGUUGCGUGACUGAAAAAACGACUAAAAACUGUUCAAAAUGCUCUCAAACUGUUUGUUCUAACCGUCUUUCUAGUCCAGAUAAUAAGGCGGAAGACAGUACUGGUGCUGUAAGUAGAGACUGUGAAGAGACUGUGCAGCAGACAGAAGGAGAAUCGAUUGCUGAAGAAAUACAGACCAGAAUGUCACGUUUGAUGAGCGAUCCUAGUCAAGAUAGUUGAUAGCAGUUAUUCCUGUUGACUACUACCGCCAAAAAAAGAAAGAUUUCUGCUUCGUACCACGUCUUAUAUAGAAAGCUUCCAUGAGCUACCUAUUUCUCGUCUUAUGUGGGAGAAUUAAUUGCGAUAUUUAACUUCCAAGAGAGUAGUGGCUUAUGAAGAUUCAGGGUGUUUUUUUAGGCUGCAAAGGUAGUUUCUCUGACCGUGUAUUACACAAAUAAAAAUAUGCUUAUUUUUACAUUUUUGUAUUUAUUUUUAAUUCUCGGCAUACGUGUUUAUUGUAUUUUUGCUGCUAUUUUUACUUUACCUAGGUAGAUUUCUCAGUGAUGAUUUUGACGGUGAUUUUGUGAAGCUGAAACAGUUUCUAUCUUGUUAAAGCUUUAUAUUUCUCAGAACGUUUUUAACCAAUCAGAACAGUAGGGUUUGCUAAGAAAUAAUAGGUAAAUAUUAAGUUUUACUUUUAUUUAAAAACGUUUAGUUCGUUUAGUUUUCUCUUUUGCAAAAAUCGGAAAAUUGCGUCUAACCAAAUUCAUCACUAACUACCUUAUAGGUGAAAAAUCCGUUGGUCAUUGAUUUCGUCGGUGAAAAUGUCAAUUUUAAUUUUUAAAUAUUUAGAGGGUUUUUUAAAUAAAUUCUUUUUUUUAUUUAUUUAUUAUCAAUUACAUACAACCUGCGUCUUCACUUAUUAUAGUUGACGUUAUUUUGUCAUCAACAUAUGUUUCAA
Messenger RNA from Hydractinia symbiolongicarpus, 2031 nucleotides. RefSeq lists its product as uncharacterized. Lineage: Eukaryota; Metazoa; Cnidaria; Hydrozoa; Anthoathecata; Hydractiniidae. Bases 339 to 1310 code for a protein of 323 amino acids. Gene Ontology annotation, molecular function: ubiquitin protein ligase activity; poly-ADP-D-ribose binding; zinc ion binding. Gene Ontology annotation, cellular component: cytoplasm; nucleus. Gene Ontology annotation, biological process: Wnt signaling pathway; ubiquitin-dependent protein catabolic process. The record is from RefSeq and is a predicted model, not a curated record. The transcript is spliced from 3 exons.